Messenger RNA from Phragmites australis (common reed), 1006 nucleotides. RefSeq lists its product as uncharacterized. The transcript has 5 exons. The record is from RefSeq and is a predicted model, not a curated record. Lineage: Eukaryota; Viridiplantae; Streptophyta; Magnoliopsida; Poales; Poaceae. The coding region runs from base 116 to 865 and encodes 249 amino acids.
CAGCUCCAUACAGCCCCGAUCUUCCUCGCAAACCCCAAGGCCCAAACCCCGCGACACGCCACCUGUUCGAUCAACUGCCUCAAGCGGCCGAACCAGGCCACCGCGCCGGAGACCGAUGAGCUUCCUCGCCGGCCGCCUCGCCGCCAAGGAGGGCUCUUACUUCCUCCAGGAGUCCAAGAACGCUGCGGGCCGCCUCGCGCAGAAGCUCCCCGCCCCAGGCUCCGCGCCCGGGCCGGCGUCGGCGUCCGCGCAGCCGUCGCCCGACGUGCUGCCGGAGAUUCUCCGCCACUCCGUGCCCAUCAAGGGCACUCCUCCUCCGGCCGAGCCCUCCCUCUCCGCGUCCUCCCGCUGGGCGCUCCCGCCGGGCGGCGGCGAGGUCGCAGGCGCGUCCCCCGACGCGCUCAACCCGCUCCGCUCCUACGUCUCGCUGCCGCAGGCCACCUUCGGCCCCAAAAGAUGGCAGCUUCCAAAUGAGCAGCCUCACUACUCAGUGUCAACAGCCAACGAGAGGCGUCGGGAUAGGAACCCACCUCCCAUGGAUCCUGAGAAAUUGAAGGCCGUAAUUGCUGGAUACUCACAGAUUGGGAAGGCAUUUGUUGCUGCGACUAUUUUGGUGUUCGGAGGAGCAACAGCUGUACUAUUGUACACAGCGGAUAAGCUACAGUUACAUUCAGUAAAUGACGUCAGGACUAAAGGAAAGGAUGCAGUGCGACCACAAGCUGAUAUGAUCAGAGAACAAAUAGCUCCAUUAAGAAGCUGGGCUGAAGAAAUGCGCAGAAAAUGGCAUUUUGAAGGAGAUAAAGAAAAAUCUAUCAUUGUUAGAGAGCUUUCAAGAGCACUGGGCGCUAGGACACCGCGAAACUGAUCAACAUUUAUGGUAGGCUGUCGUGAGUCCAUCGAUAUCAAGUUCUGCAAUUGUUGUACGCGUUACCUUUCCAGUAUGUUUGUGUAUAAGCAACGGACACGUGUUCAUAUAUAUUGAAUAAAGUACAGCCCCUUCUAUCUU